GGGUCCCCGGGCAGUGCCCGGCCCGGGCGCGCUGUCGCUGCUCCCCGCUCUCGCCCCCUCGCUGCCAUCCCUGCAGCCUUUGCCCGGCGGCGCCGGGGAUGUGCCGGUGUGAGAGCCGCUCGGGGCUAACGAGGGUGCUUUCUACCCCUUUUCCAGGUAUUCGUGUUUGAUGUGGGGAAGGAAGCCUGGAAAUCCUACGACUGGUCAAAAAUUACCACUGUGGCAGCUUUCGGGAAGUACGAUCCUGAGCUCAUGUGCUAUGCCCACUCCAAAGGCUCGAGGGUAGUACUGAAAGGUGAUGUACCUCUUCAGGAAAUUGUUGAUCCUGCUAAAAGAGCAGCAUGGAUAUCCCAACAGGUGGACCUUGCAAAAAAGCAAUAUAUGGAUGGAAUUAACAUAGAUAUAGAGCAAGAAGUUAAUGAAACCUCCCCUGAGUAUUAUGCAUUGACAGAGCUUGUUAAAGAAACUACAGAUGCUUUUCACAGAGAAAUAGCUGGAUCACAGGUAACAUUUGAUGUGGCUUGGUCUCCAGCAUGCAUAGAUAAAAGGUGCUACAACUACACUGGGAUUGCAGAUGCCUGUGACUUCUUAUUUGUGAUGUCAUAUGAUGAACAGAGCCAGAUCUGGACAGACUGUGUUGCCAAAGCCAAUGCUCCUUACCUGCAGACUUUAGUUGGAUAUGAAGAGUACAUUGCUAUGGGCAUUGAUCCCAAGAAGCUUGUGAUGGGUGUCCCCUGGUAUGGCUACGACUAUGUCUGCCAAAACCUGUCCACGGAGCACGUGUGUUCCCUUGCCAGGGUGCCUUUCCGUGGGGCCCCUUGCAGUGACGCUGCCGGGCGCCAGGUGCCCUACGCAGCCAUCAUGAAGCAGGUGAACAGCUCUCUCUCAGGGGUGCUGUGGGAUGAGCUACAGAAGGCUCCAUUUUAUGAGUACAAGGAUUCUGUUGGUCAAUUCCACCAGGUGUGGUUUGAUGACCCUCACAGCAUCUCUCUAAAGGCAGCAUAUGUGAAGAGUCGAGGCUUAAGGGGCAUUGGCAUGUGGAAUGGAAAUAGUCUUGACUAUUCCAGGGAAACUGCAGCAGAACAACAGACUCAAGCAAUGUGGCAAGCUCUGACACCAUAAGAACUAGGUGAUUUAGAAUGAUGAAAAUUGGCAAUUUUUUAUUUUGGCUUACGCUAUCACAGAUUUUGACUAUACAAAUAUAUUUUGAUUACAAAAACUUUAAAAACUAGGCAAAUUAAUACUGUUAUUUUAUAUGCAAAGCUGUAUUUUCAUGCUUCAGAAAGUUCCGUUGUUGCUUUAGAACAACAGUUCUUUUUAUCAGUAGGUUUUUUUAAGACUGCUCCUCUUUGUAAUUUUUCACAGUUACCAUAAAUUAGUUAAUGCUUGAACCCAGUGUGUCUCUGAUAA
This is a messenger RNA of Passer montanus (Eurasian tree sparrow), 1410 nucleotides long. RefSeq names its product chitobiase (gene CTBS). Gene Ontology annotation, cellular component: extracellular region. The transcript has 6 exons. The record is from RefSeq and is a predicted model, not a curated record. Gene Ontology annotation, molecular function: chitinase activity; chitin binding. NCBI's taxonomy places the organism in Eukaryota, Metazoa, Chordata, Aves, Passeriformes, Passeridae. The coding region runs from base 253 to 1122 and encodes 289 amino acids. Gene Ontology annotation, biological process: chitin catabolic process; carbohydrate metabolic process.